AUGGUGGUUUUUAAUGGUCUGUUGAAGAUAAAGAUUUGCGAGGCUGUGGACUUGAAGCCGACAGCCUGGUCUUUGAGGCAUGCAGUUGGCCCAAAGACACAGACUUUCCUUCUGGACACAUAUAUUGCCCUAAACGUGGAUGAUUCACGAGUGGGCCAAACGUCCACGAAACAGAAAACCAACAGUCCUGCGUGGCACGAUGAGUUUGUGACAGAGGUGCAUGACGGACGGAAAAUUGAACUGUCGGUCUUCCACGACGCCCCUAUUGGAUAUGACGACUUUGUGGCUAACUGCAUCAUUCAGUUUGAAGACCUGCUGCAGAAUGGUAGCAAACACUUCGAGAACUGGAUAGACUUGGAACCUGAGGGGAAGGUUUAUGUCAUUAUUGACCUGUCUGGAUCAUCCAGUGAAGCACCAGGGGUCUGUGAGAAUGAGGAGCGCGUGUUCCGGGAGAGGAUGCGGCCCAGGAAGAGGCAGGGUGCCGUACGAAGGAGGGUCCACCAGGUUAACGGACACAAGUUCAUGGCCACAUACCUACGGCAACCGACCUACUGCUCUCACUGCCGGGACUUCAUCUGGGGAGUUUUAGGAAAACAGGGCUAUCAGUGUCAAGUGUGUACCUGUGUUGUCCACAAACGAUGCCAUGAGCUGAUCAUCACCAAAUGUGCUGGACUGAAGAAACAAGAGGACACGACAGAGGAGCAGGUGGGCUCGCAGCGGUUCAGUGUUAACAUGCCUCACAAGUUCAGCAUUCAUAACUACAAAGUCCCUACAUUCUGUGACCACUGCGGUUCUCUGCUGUGGGGUCUCCUCAGGCAAGGACUGCAGUGCAAAGUGUGUAAGAUGAAUGUACACAGGCGAUGUGAAAGUAACGUGGCCCCUAACUGUGGCGUGGAUGCUCGGGGGAUUGCUAAGGUGCUGUCUGACCUGGGGGUCACACCCGAUAAGAUAUCCGGCAGCGUGCAGAGGAAGAAAAAGUUUACACAAGGUCCAGACUCACAGCCACUACCGAUAUCCCCCCAGUCUGAAGAUCGUUCCCAGUCUGCUCCCACAUCACCAUGUGACCAGGACAUGAAGGUAUCAGAGAGCAUUAGGCAAGCUCUGUCGUUUGAGCAUCGCGGAGAGGAGAUGAAGACGACCUCGUCCUCCUCCACCGCGGGCGGGGUCUCCGAGGAGGCGGGGGAGGGUCGGGAGAACGGCGAGGUCAAAUCGGUCCAGAGCAAGAGGAUGACUCUGGACCACUUCUCCUUCAUCAAAGUCCUGGGCAAGGGCAGUUUUGGCAAAGUCAUGUUAGCUGAACUGCGAGGCACAGAUGAGGUCUAUGCUGUGAAAGUGUUGAAGAAGGACGUGAUACUCCAGGAUGACGACGUGGACUGUACCAUGACGGAGAAACGGAUCCUAGCGCUGGCCAGAAAACACCCCUACCUGACACAACUUUACUGCUGUUUCCAGACCAAGGAUCGCCUCUUUUUCGUGAUGGAGUAUGUGAACGGGGGAGACCUGAUGUUUCAGAUCCAGCGCUCGCGUAAAUUCGACGAGGCGCGCUCCAGAUUUUACGCCGCCGAGGUCACGUCAGCUCUCAUGUUCCUGCAUCGAAACGGUGUCAUCUACAGAGAUCUCAAACUGGAUAACAUUCUGUUGGAUGCGGAGGGUCACUGUAAGUUGGCUGACUUUGGAAUGUGUAAGGAGGGCAUUUUGGACGGUAUCACCACAACCACUUUCUGUGGCACACCAGACUACAUCGCCCCCGAGAUCCUUCAGGAGCUGGAGUACGGUCCGUCAGUGGACUGGUGGGCCCUGGGCGUUCUGAUGUACGAGAUGAUGGCGGGACAGCCUCCGUUUGAGGCAGACAAUGAAGACGACCUGUUUGAGUCCAUUCUCCAUGACGACGUGCUGUACCCGGUCUGGCUCAGCAAAGAGGCCGUCAGCAUCCUCAAAGCCUUCAUGACCAAGAGUCCCAACAAGCGGCUAGGCUGUGUGGUGUCCCAGGGCCUGGAGGAGGCCAUUAAAGUCCACCCCUUCUUUAAAGAGAUCGACUGGGUUCUUCUGGAGCAGAGAAAAAUCAAGCCACCGUUCAAACCGCGCAUUAAAACCAAAAGGGAUGUGAACAACUUUGACCAGGACUUCACGCGGGAGGAGCCAGUGCUCACUCCUGUGGAAGACGCCAUCAUCAAACAGAUCAACCAGGAGGAGUUUAAGGGCUUCUCCUACUUUGGCGAGGAGACAUCGUCCUAA
Chanos chanos (milkfish) is the source of this 2235-nucleotide messenger RNA. It is a transcript of the gene prkceb, whose product is annotated as protein kinase C, epsilon b. Gene Ontology annotation, biological process: protein phosphorylation. The record is from RefSeq and is a predicted model, not a curated record. The transcript has 15 exons. Gene Ontology annotation, molecular function: diacylglycerol-dependent serine/threonine kinase activity; ATP binding. Bases 1 to 2235 code for a protein of 744 amino acids. NCBI's taxonomy places the organism in Eukaryota, Metazoa, Chordata, Actinopteri, Gonorynchiformes, Chanidae.